Molecule: messenger RNA, 1970 nt
Organism: Centruroides sculpturatus (bark scorpion)
Lineage: Eukaryota; Metazoa; Arthropoda; Arachnida; Scorpiones; Buthidae
Product: hepatocyte nuclear factor 4-gamma-like
Exons: 7
Coding region: 89-1570 (493 amino acids)
Biological process (GO): regulation of transcription by RNA polymerase II; cell differentiation; anatomical structure development
Cellular component (GO): nucleus
Molecular function (GO): nuclear receptor activity; RNA polymerase II cis-regulatory region sequence-specific DNA binding; zinc ion binding
Source: RefSeq, a predicted model, not a curated record
CGUACAGAAUCAGAUAUGUCGUCAUUUAUACAUUACACUGAUAACGAUCAAAUGCAACUGGAAAUGUUUUUAGAUAAGCAAAGCGUGCAUGAUGGGAUGCUAUCACCAGCGUCCCGAGCGCGCUCUGUCCGUUGGUUUAUCACGUGUCUGUAACGUAACUACAAAAAUCGCCAUUCCUCGUCGGAAUCGAUCGAGCGUUUAUGGGAAAUCGGAUGUUAUGAUGAAUGUGGAGCAUUCCCAUACAUCGAUGGGGAUUAUGGGUGCAGAUUUAUUUUUAACACAAGCGCAUUUAGAGAGUGUCAUAGUAAAUAACAACGGUGUUCCCUUAUCGCCCAAUUCAGAAGGAACAAAGUCUGAUUUGGAUUCGAAGAUUUCUCAGCGAUGUGCCAUUUGUGGAGAUAAAGCUACAGGAAAGCAUUAUGGUGCCAAUAGCUGCGAUGGGUGCAAAGGUUUCUUUCGGAGAAGUGUUCGCAAAUGUCAGAAGUAUAGCUGUCGUUAUGGCAAAAAUUGUGUGAUAGAUAAAGAUAAAAGGAACCAAUGCCGCUAUUGUCGGUUUAAAAAGUGCUGUAAAGUUGGUAUGAAGAAAGAAGCCGUCCAAAAUGAAAGAGAUAGAAUAAGUAAUAGGAGACCUUCCUAUGAAGAUGCUCAAAAUACAGGAUUGACUAUUUCAGCGUUAAUCGCCGCCGAAAAUAUGCAGCCAGAAUAUACUACAGGAAAUGGCCUAACGGAAGCUAUGGCUACAGCUGUCGAUAUAUGCAAUUCUAUAAACGAUCAGCUGUAUUGUUUAGUAAAUUGGGCCAAACAACUCCGACCAUUUAUAGAAUUAUGCAUUGAAGAUCAGACAGCUUUGAUGCGAUCUCAUUCGGGAGAGAAUUUGGUACUGGGAUUGGCUCGGAGAUCUAUGAACAUGAAAGACGUACUUUUAUUUGGAAAUCACUUGAUCAUCACCAGGGAUGCAGCUGAUCCGGUGGUUAACAGGAUCGGAUGCAGAGUCAUGGAUGAAUUAGUCAAUGUUUUCAGGGAGAUAGAGAUUGAUAAUUCGGAAUUUGCUUGUUUAAAGGCAAUCGUAUUUUUCGAUCCGAAUGCUAAUGGUUUGAAUGAUAUCAAAAAAGUGAAAGUUAUACGACAGCAGAUAUUAUCCAAUUUAGAGGAUUAUAUAAAUGAUCGUCAAUAUGAUUCGAGAGGGCGAUUAGGAAAGAUUUUGUUGACGUUACCGUCCUUACAUAGCAUAACGAUGCAGAUGAAAGAACAACUUCAAGCAGUUAAAUUAAUUGGCUUACCUAAUGACGAUCGCCUCAUUCAAGAAUUAUUGCUUGGAGGGAAUCCAACGUUUUCGUCUACGCAGCCACAUCAUGCCUUAAGCGGAGCAAUCCCGACAGAAGAUAUGACUUCAAUCAAACCAAACGGCUUCUUUAUGAAUGGCAAUUCUACCGAAGUGGAUGAAGUAUUCUCAUUGACUGAUGACUCUUAUCGUCUACAAACGUUAGGUCAACCGAUACAACAAUCACAAAUAGCAUUUAAGCAGGAAAUAACGGAUAACUUCUCGGAAAAGUGCCAAUUCUUGCAAUAGAGAUCAUUCAUUGUCAACUGUUGGAUGUCCGGAGACAUCGUUUUUAAAGAGGCCAUAUUGGUCAUUUUUUUUAAUCGUAUAAUUCUUGCAUUCCUGAUUCUGCAUUUACAAGCACUUAAUAAACAAUAAUAGUACAAAAGAAAGUAGAUGAAUUACUUAAAAAAAAGGUUCAAAUUUAUAUAUUUCUCGAGUAUAGUAGAGCAUUGAUUAUCCGAUUGACUAUAAUGGAUAUAAGUUCACAUCAAACUUUUUAAUAAUUAAAUCAAAUUUCAAAUCUUCUUUAGUUAAAUUUUUUAUAUUAUUAUUAUUAUCAAUAUUUUUAUAUACUUGCUAAUGUUUUUUAAAUUGAAUGUUACCUCUAUAAUGCAGAUAAUCAAUUCUCUAUUAUAUCUUGAUUUAA